CAAUACACUUUCGAAUUUGGGUUUAUCAGUUUUUGGCUCUCUUCCAAAAAUUUUAAUCUUUAUCCAACGUUUGACUCCCUAAAUUACACUUUCGCCCUUAAAACUUUGCCUUAAUUACUUCUUCAACCAGCCGAAGCCUCUUUUUUUUUUUCUUUUUUUUUUUUUUGUCGUUCAACCGAUUACUUAGAAGAUCUGCUGCAUAAGUACAGCUUUAACAGAUUCAUUUUUCUUUACCAAUCAAAAAUUUGAAAUUGAAAUUAGGUUAAUGAAUUCAUAGAUGCAAGGUUUCUUCUUGAAACUGAAAACCAUUUUGUUUCAAGGUCGUUGCUUGCACCUUUGAGCAUUGAAUUGCUUGCUAUUUUUGUUAUGGAAACUCAGAGGCCUCUUCGCCUGCCCAAUUCCUUGUUCGUUGGACUUGUCUUGGUAUUCUUCUCUGGCAUUGGUUUUUGCAUCCAUUCUUCUGCAGUUUCAAGCGAGGUGGGAAGCUGUGAUGCAAACUAUGAUGAUAGUGACUCAAAGAUCAGUGCCUUUUGUAGUUUCAAGAAGUAUAUUAUGCAAUCUUAUUAUGCAAAAUAUGAAAACUUGUUAGAUUCAGAUUUCCAAGUUUUUAUAGGACAAGAACUUCCUUUUGGUAUGUGUGAGGUGCUUCCCCAUGAUCUGAGUCUUGUGCUAAAACUCUCAAUUUUGCAUCGGAAUCUGAUAGGCCAUGGUUCUCAUCGUCAUCUCACUUCAUCCAUCAGAGUUAAUAUCAAACCAGAGUCCAUAUCUGAGUUACCAACUCAUCAUUGUGAGGUCAUAAUCAUUGAGAGACUGCCAUCUGGGGUAUUUGCAGAUCCAUUUGAGCUUCAACAUCUCCUUCAGCGUGGUGUAUAUAGCAAUAUUGCUGUAUUUGGAGAUACCAAUUUAGAGUCUCCUUCAUUUCUUUCCAAUCGUUCUGCUGUCGAAGUUCACAUGGAUAUUGGUCAUAAUCUCUUUCUGAGACAUGCUGAAGAGUUUAACAUCAACGUAGAGAUUCCAUUACAUGCACGAUAUCCACCUCUUAGUGAAAACGGCUAUUGGGAAGUCAAGUUUGGUGUACCUGAUUUGUUCAUGCGUUGCAGUGUUGAGGGAAAGUCACAUGAUGAAAGCUGUUUAUAUAAGGUGUCAGAGAUUACUGGUUCUAAAUUAACAUAUGGUACAGUUGUCUGGAAAAUACCUUCUGGGAUGAAGGUGCAUGCUGGAAUUGUAUCCAUUUUCACUUUUGUUGCAGCCUUAUUUUCAGCUAUUUUAAUUGCUGCUACAUCCAUAUUUUAUUCAGACAUCAACUCGAGCAAACAUUUGAAAGAAUCUUAAUUCAUUAAACAAGUUUGUUGCUUUA
Prunus mume (Japanese apricot) is the source of this 1357-nucleotide messenger RNA. RefSeq names its product phosphatidylinositol-glycan biosynthesis class X-like protein. Gene Ontology annotation, cellular component: endoplasmic reticulum membrane. Gene Ontology annotation, biological process: GPI anchor biosynthetic process. NCBI's taxonomy places the organism in Eukaryota, Viridiplantae, Streptophyta, Magnoliopsida, Rosales, Rosaceae. The record is from RefSeq and is a predicted model, not a curated record.